AUGAGACUGAAGGUCGCCAUUCUCGUCUCUGUUGUUGCUCUUGUCGCUGCCCAGUCAUCGGAUGUCGCGACCUGCACGCCAGCUUAUGGAUGGUCGAUAAACGCGCGUGGCCAGACACCAUGCCUGGUAGCAGCAUACGCCGAGCAGGCCUGCGAGUCCUCCUUCGUUGAAGUCAACCAGCUGCCUGCCAACACACACUACAUCGGGCCUUCAAAGGCAAACGCGAACCUAUGCCGCUGCUCAACGGUCACGUAUUCGCUCGUAAGCGCAUGCGCGGGAUGUCAGGAUCGGCAGUACAUAUCCUGGACAGAAUGGGCCACGAAUUGCACCAAAGUUGAGGUCGCACAAUAUCUCCAAACGGUGUCCGCUGCUGUCGUCGUACCCCCGUGGGCAUAUCUUGACGUCACUCUGUCAAAUAAUGCUUUCAGUCCAACGCUCGCGAGCGCUAAUGCAACGGCUGCUUCGACUCCCAGCCCAUCUCCAGCUCCUACGACCACCAGCGCAUCUAUCGCAACAAUUCCCAGCAACCCUGUCGCCCUCCCAUCCGUAGCAUCCAGCUCUUCACCAAAGAAGGGUUCAAACGCAGGCGCCAUUGCUGGCGGUGUUGUCGGCGGUCUCGCGGUCAUCGUUAUCGCCGUAUUCCUCGUAUUGUUCUGUUUACGGCGAAAGAAGCAGCCCGAAGCAAUGUAUCCGCCCAACACUGCGAGCAGUUUUUCUGCUACAUCACAUGUCCAGCCACUGCAACACCAGUUAACUGGAAGCAGUGGCAGACCAACGAGCCCCGGAAGCCCGCUGUUCAUAACCCCAUUUCCAUACCACCAGCAAGACAGAUCAGACGCAGAAACGACCUAUCAUGGCUCGCCUUCGUUCGAUUCACCGUCGAUCACGCCAGCCGUGCAGAUUGUUCGCAGGUAUAAUGGGGCAGCGGAGGUCUGA
Mycena indigotica is the source of this 936-nucleotide messenger RNA. RefSeq lists its product as uncharacterized. The record is from RefSeq and is a predicted model, not a curated record. The transcript has 8 exons. NCBI's taxonomy places the organism in Eukaryota, Fungi, Basidiomycota, Agaricomycetes, Agaricales, Mycenaceae. The coding region runs from base 1 to 936 and encodes 311 amino acids.